AUGAACUUGUAUGGUUUCAUACUACUCUACCUGGCUAGCCCUGUUUGCUGUGGCAAUACUACUCAUUUCCGGAAAGCUGAUGAUUUCUACGAUCCUGUUGUAGUGAAAACGUUCACUAAGUAUCACAGUAUUCUGUUGAAGAGAUGGUAUACACGGAACAAGCCGUUGGAUAUAGUUGGACGGAAUUUCAAAGUGAUAGUGGAAGAGGUGCCUCCUUACAUAAUCACUUCAAAAUCUGAGAACGGAACUCUCUCCAUCAAUGGAUACAUUGGAGACAUCUGGAAUAUCCUACAAGAAGAACUGAAAUUCACGAGUACUUUCUACAUGCUGAACAUAACAGAAGGGAAGGCAGCUUUACAAAAUGGAACUUAUGACAUAAUGUUGAACCCAACAACCCUUUCAAGUCAAGACAUCUAUGAUAUCGAUCAUUCCAUGCCAAUCAUGAGUUCGUGGUACAAAUUGUUCAUGAGACUAAAGGAAGGUCAAGGAAGCUCUUCGUCGUAUAUACUGGCUUGGAGCAGAGACUUAUGGCUUGCUUUUGUUGGCACUGUAAUUGUUAUAACUAUAUUCAUGUGGGGAAUAUCAUCUUUUAGACGAUUCUGUGAAAUAGAAAAAUGUGAUACCUCCAAUGGACUUGGUCACAAACUGCCGUUGAGAGAUGAAAGAACCAAUCAAUUGUCAUUCAGUUGCUGCCUGCUAUUUGUACUGGGUUCAGUUACCCAGAGAGGAUUUGGAUUGAGAGAGAGCCCAACAGCUACCUCGUUGCAUGUUGUAGCCGUACUAAGUCUACUAUUCGGUUUGCUUAUGCAGACCUCCUAUUCAGCAGCUCUGGUCUCGCGACUUGCCGUCCUCAAAACCGAUCAAGGAGUAGAAAAGUUAUCGGACAUCUCCGCUAGAAAAUCACAUUCGCUCUGCAUAAGAGUGGAGAAUUUCGCUUAUUCGGCUCUUUUUCUGAUAUCAUGA
This is a messenger RNA of Nilaparvata lugens (brown planthopper), 963 nucleotides long. RefSeq lists its product as uncharacterized. Gene Ontology annotation, molecular function: ligand-gated monoatomic ion channel activity. The coding region runs from base 1 to 963 and encodes 320 amino acids. Gene Ontology annotation, cellular component: membrane. The record is from RefSeq and is a predicted model, not a curated record. NCBI's taxonomy places the organism in Eukaryota, Metazoa, Arthropoda, Insecta, Hemiptera, Delphacidae. The transcript has 8 exons.